This is a messenger RNA of Saccostrea cuccullata (small rock oyster), 5723 nucleotides long. Its product is annotated as potassium voltage-gated channel subfamily H member 6-like. Lineage: Eukaryota; Metazoa; Mollusca; Bivalvia; Ostreida; Ostreidae. The transcript is spliced from 19 exons. Gene Ontology annotation, biological process: potassium ion transmembrane transport; membrane repolarization during action potential. Gene Ontology annotation, cellular component: plasma membrane. Gene Ontology annotation, molecular function: inward rectifier potassium channel activity. The record is from RefSeq and is a predicted model, not a curated record. Bases 429 to 4331 code for a protein of 1300 amino acids.
CGUUCAUCGAUCGGAAGUCGCUCUAUGUAGAUCGAUAUCUCUCUUUACAAAACAAACUUCUUCUGCUACAGAGUCUGGUGUAGAAACACGAUAGUUCACCACCGACAGGGGGGAAAUAACCUCACACGCCGCGUGCAACCCCAGGCGGCAGAUUCCAACCAACGGAUCAACGGCAGGCGUAACCCACCCCCGCCCGGAGAAGAGUGUGUAAUGUGAAAUCCUCGCGUGGAGAUUUUUUCAGUGCAUUUUUAUUGGUCGAUUUUUACAUUUAGUAAACACAGCAACUCGUGAACAGUUUCUCUGUUAGCACCUUCUGUUAGUUACAGAUUUCUGAGUCAUUUGUUGAUAAUGGGAUAAAAAUCGCGUUUUUAUUUUUGUUUUUUGUGGUGACGAUUCAGCUGUGUGGUUUCAAGGACAAUUGAAAAAAAAUGCCCGUACGGAGAGGUCAUGUCGCCCCACCAAACAUCUUCAUUGAUACAAUAAUCCGGAAAUUUGAUGGUCAAAACAGGAAGUUUGUGAUUGCCAACGCUCAGAUAGAGACCUAUCCCAUCAUCUUCUGUAACGAUGGGUUCUGUGAACUCACCGGGUACUCGCGAGCGGAGGUCAUGCAGAAAUCGUGUCUGUGCGAGUUUCUACACGGACCCACGACGAGCACGUACUCGAUACUGCAGAUGAAGGAGGCCCUCCGCGGGACGGAAGAAAAGCAGGUGGAAGUCAUGUACACACGCAAGGAUGGCAGCCUGUUUCUAUGCAGUGUUCUCAUUGCACCUGUCAAAAAUGAGCAGGGAGAAAUCAUUAUGUUCAUCAUCAACUACGAAGACAUAACGGAUGCUCCCCUGAAGAAUGAAAUUGCCAAAAAUUUCAAAAAUAACAACAUAAGUCGACAUCGAAGUUUUAAGCUCCGCCUCCCUUCCAUUCGUCGUGACAUCAAUUGUAAGACUAAGUGCAUCAGUCUACGAUCUCAGGACCCUGAGGACCCAGACCGUGAUGACUUCCCACCCCAGCUCCCCGUCCCCCGGGGGUCUCUCCCCCCAAACUCCCCACCUGCACAGGUCAGGAACAUGGAGAGGGAGACACAGGAUAAAGCGGGAAUCCCCAGACGCGCGUCGUCAAUGGAGGCGCUGGAUAAACAAGGAGUUCCCAAGGCAGACUCCCACAAUUCAAUGGAUGGGUUUAUACGGAGAAAACAUCGACGUGAGCGGGCUAAUACGAUAGGGUCAUGGGGGAUGGGGAAUCUGUUCAGAGCCAACGUCAUCAACCAAGCCUCCAGCGAUUCCCAGCUCGCCAAGCAUCGCACAAAGUUCACGGACAGCAUGAACGAUCUGGACGGAGAUUUACACACGGACAAGGAGGGGGGACCAGGCAAAGAUAACCGGGGACCAAUCUUCCUGUCUAAUGUCGCCAAUAUGAAGCACAAUGUGUCCGAGAAAGUAGCACAGGUUCUGUCCCUUGGAGCAGAUGUGCUACCUGAAUACAAGCUACAGUCCCCUAAGAUACACAAGUUCACCAUUCUACACUACUCCCCAUUCAAGGCUGUGUGGGAUUGGAUAAUCCUUCUCCUAGUCAUCUACACUGCCAUCUUUACCCCUUAUGCUGCUGCGUUUGUCCUCAGUGAGGAGAAGAAGAAGCCCUCCAAUCAGAGCAUCCAAAGUCGAUACAGUGAUCCGCUGACCAUUAUCGACCUCAUAGUGGACAUCAUGUUUAUUGUGGACAUUCUGAUCAACUUCCGCACGACGUACGUCAACAAAAACGACGAGGUGGUCAGUGACCCGGGUAAAAUCAUGGUCCACUACUUCAAAGGGUGGUUCCUUAUUGACGUGGUGGCGGCCAUACCAUUUGAUCUCCUGUUGUUUGGAUCUGAGACAGAUGAGACAACAACACUGAUAGGACUUCUAAAAACAGCCCGUUUAUUACGACUGGUCAGGGUCGCUCGCAAGCUUGAUCGCUACUCAGAAUAUGGAGCUGCAGUACUAAUGCUUCUCAUGCUGGUCUUUGCGUUAAUUGCUCACUGGCUAGCCUGCAUUUGGUACGCCAUCGGUAACAUGGAACGCCCUAUGUUAGGAGACCUUAAGAUAGGCUGGUUAGACGAACUAGCCCGACAGACUCACCAGAAAUAUGUAAAUGGGACAGGAGGGCCAACCAUCAAAUCUAAGUAUGUGACGGCCCUUUACUUCACCUUUAGCAGUCUUACCAGUGUGGGAUUUGGAAACGUGUCCCCGAAUACAAACUCGGAGAAAAUUUUCUCCAUCCUCAUCAUGUUGAUUGGGUCUCUAAUGUAUGCCAGUAUCUUUGGUAAUGUUUCCGCCAUCAUCCAGAGGUUGUACUCCGGAACAUCCAGAUACCAUGUCCACAUGUUACGGAUCAAGGAGUUCAUCCGAUUUCACCAGGUUCCUAAUCCGCUACGACAGAGACUGGAGGAAUACUUCCAGCAUUCCUGGUCCUACACCAACGGCAUAGACAUGAAUAUGGUGUUGAAGAGUUUUCCUGAAUGCCUCCAGGCAGACAUCUGUUUACAUCUCAAUAAAAACCUCAUCAAUAAUUGCCCAGCAUUCAAAGGGGCCAGUCCGGGAUGUUUGAGAGCCUUGUCUAUGAAGUUUAAGACGACACACGUUCCCCCCGGGGACACCCUGGUUCACCGCGGUGACGUACUAACGGCUCUGUAUUUUGUGUCCAGGGGCUCCAUAGAAAUCCUCAGGGAUGACAUCGUGGUCGCUAUUUUAGGUAAAGACGACAUAUUUGGCGAGAACCUUUGUCGCUAUGAGACGGUCGGUAAGUCCAGCUGUAAUGUACGAGCUCUGACCUAUUGUGACCUUCAUAAGAUUCACCGUGACGACCUACUUGAAAUCCUGGACAUGUAUCCAGAAUUCACCGAACACUUCGUCAGGAAUCUAGAAGUCACCUUUGACCUCCGCGAUGUUGAUUUGGAUCAAUGGCGAGAGGAGACGGACAUGGGAAGGGCGAACGCACUGAGAAGACGGAAAAAUAUACGAUCUUACCACUCCGAUACAGGGAGUGCAGGUCGCGAUGACGUUUCACACGAAUACAAAUUCCAACCAUCGAGAUCGAGGCGUCUUCGUCGUGACAAACUCAGCGAGGACGGGCCGACAGUGUCAAUGUCCUUUGAGGAUUCUUCUGAUGAGGAGAUCCGAGAAAGUGGGGCAGGGAUCCUGGAAUUUUCCCCAGCCAAGGCGGGGAUGGAUGUCACACCUGCGACAUUUUCCGAGUUUAAUAGGAAAGAGGACAGGAAACAGACUUCUGGUUUCUCCUCUAUCGCAGGCGCGUUUGCCAAUGUCAAUAACCUUGUCAGUGCUGUGACAGGUCGCUGUGACAGCGGGAAGUCUAGUGAACCGGAUAUGACCCCUCUACUAGAGGAACACAAAGCUCAGCCAAAAAGACAAUCGAGUUCCAGUGUGCCAAAGUCUACGUCCUCCAUGACGAUUCCUGUCUCCACCCCCUCCCCCCUAUCAGACGACCUCCGUCACUCUGGGGAGAACGGGACCCUCAUUCCACGACCGUCUUUCAGUCACUACGAGCAAUCCCAGCACUCCCAGGAAAUGGAGAGAAGAAUGGAGGAUCUGGCCAGACAACUGACAAGGCUAGAGAACAAAAUGAACUCAGACAUUGCCAUGAUUCUCCACAUCCUACAGUCCCAGAACGGGGACCGUGGUUACCAUGGUGAUGGGACGACUACCCCCCUGUCUGACAACCCGCCCCCUAACUACAGCCACGUGAACAGCCCCUCAGAGUCAGAGGAAACGUUUACACACGGGGCCAUGUUCCAAAGACAAGAAAGAGUGACAGAGGAGGAGUCUCCAUGGGAACGACGGUUAGAGGACAUGUACGUGUCCCCAUUGUCUGGUCACGAGGCUUCCAUAGCAACAAGUUCAGAAACACCUGAAACAACCAAUCAGAAAACAGGACACAAACAGAAUCUUCCCACAGCUGAAAAAUACCAAAAUGUCUACCCUCCUAUGGAAGGGAGAGCACCACUAGUGGAGGAAGAGAUUUCUCUCCUAGGACCAGAGUUAUCUGCCCCUGUAGUGGAGGAAGAGUUAUCCUCCCUGGCACAGGAGAGGGCAGAACGAGACAGACUGGGGAUAGUUCUUGGUGACAGCUGUGAAGGUGACAUGGCAGGGUCAGUGGUUAAAGGAUCAGAGGACAAAAAUGUAGACCCUGGAAAGACUAAGGGGGGUGAUGUGCAAGAGGGAGAAUCCGUCAGUAGGAGGCCGGACACGUCUGGUGGAGAUUACCUGUAUUCCGACUUCUCGCCACAAACCAGAAGGAGGCUGGGAAUUCCCUUAGACAUAGACCCCAAGCAGACAUUUGUAUAAAUAUAACUAUGAAUUAUUCCUAACAUUUAGUGGCCAAAAGAAACAAACCAAGUACUUAUUGUCCGUUGUUUGGAUAAAUCACGGUCUCUAGAAAAGUGAGGUGCAGUGCAGAAGGAUGAGAAUGAGUGAAUCUGAUGGGAAAUUUUACUUCUUAAAAGUGUUGCCCAGUUCAAGGCUGUGAUUGAGAUGUUACUGGUUGGGUGCAAAUCUUGUGAUAAUUAUGUGUUUGAGAAUGAAAAUGUGUGUAAAAGUUUGUGGUUGUACAAAACACAGGAAUUAAGCUUUGAGCGAAGAUAAAAGAUAAGAAUGUUGUGUUUGUAAACACUAAGUGUGGUCAUUUAUAUGAAAUUGACUUCUGUGUUGUUAAGUUCACUAAGCUUCAGAGAGCCUUUAAGAAAAAUCUGACUUUUGACCUCUAAGUAAGACCUGACCUUUACUGUACGUAAAGCAAGGAUACUCCUUAUUUAUAUGUCCUAAUAUCUGGUCUAAACUUAAAAAAAAAAAAAACCAACAGGGCCACAGAUACAUGUAAUUCAGUACCCCAAAUAUAAAUCAUACUUCUGCAGUUAAUUGAGUGCCCCAAUGAAAAGAAUAGGGCUACGGUAAAUUGAGUUCCCCAUUGUAGAGUAUAUAUAUAGGGACUCAAUUGAGUACCCUAAUUUACAUGUAACUAAAGCGUACUUCUGCCAAGUUCUGCAGUUAAUUGAGUGUCCCUAUGUAAAGCUUAACUGUCAAUACCCUAGUGUAAAGCUGAUACAAUUUUUUUUCCAAUGAGGAUUCACAGAUUUCCUGGUUCACUUAGCUGGAAGUGCAAAACAGCCAAAAAGACCACAUGCAGAAAUGUUUUAGAUGAAAAUAAAACUUCACUGUGUAUGGGAGAAAACUGAAUUUGAAAAAGAUGAAAGAAUAUAUGUGUGGAUUUUAUAUUUACGUUUUAGAUGAAAAUAUAACUUCACUGUGCACGGGAGAAAAUUGAAUUUGAAAAAAUGAAAGAAUGAAUGUGUGGAUGUUAUAUUUACGUUUUAGAUGAAAAUAUAACUACACUGUGUGUUAUGAAGUAUUAGAAGUGAAUGAAUGUGUGGAUUUAACUUACUUUUAUAGUGUAUGUUAAUGUUGACACUCAUCUUUAGACUGUGAUGACUAGAACUGCAAUCAUUCUACAUGUAGCUGUACAGUUAACUUUUUGAUUUGAAAAUGUUUGCAAAACCGUUAUGAUUUCAGAGUAGUGCUGCAAGUUUAGAGAGAAUAUGUGAAAAUUUUGAUGCUCCUUAACACAGAACCCCCAAGUCAUUCCCCUAAUAAUUAUUUGUACAUUACGUACUUAAUAUGUUAUGUAUAUAAUUAUAUAUUUAGUAAUCAAUUAGAAAUAUAUUAAAAAGUGUUACACUGACA